Dipodomys ordii (Ord's kangaroo rat) is the source of this 1479-nucleotide messenger RNA. Its product is annotated as tumor necrosis factor alpha-induced protein 2-like. The record is from RefSeq and is a predicted model, not a curated record. The coding region runs from base 14 to 1330 and encodes 438 amino acids. NCBI's taxonomy places the organism in Eukaryota, Metazoa, Chordata, Mammalia, Rodentia, Heteromyidae. Gene Ontology annotation, biological process: exocytosis; exocyst localization. Gene Ontology annotation, cellular component: exocyst. The transcript has 10 exons. Gene Ontology annotation, molecular function: SNARE binding.
CGCCUUCCUGCGCAUGGGCCGCACCAUGAAGGAGGACCUGGGCGCCGUGGUGGAGCGGCUCAAGCCGCUCUUCCCCGCCGAGUUCGACGUGGUGGCCACCUACGCCCGCAGCUACCACCAGCUCUUCGCGGCGCACGCGGGCGCCCUGGCGCAGUUCGAGCUGUGCGAGCGUGACACCUACCUGCUGCUGCUCUGGGCGCAGAACCUGUACCCCAAUGAAAUCCUCAACAGCCCCAAGCUGGCGGGGGAGCUGCAAGGCGUGGGUCUGGGAGGCCUCCUAAGCACCCAGCAGGUCAGAUUGUUGGAGAACACGUUCCUGUCCAAUGAGGUGGCCAACAUGAGAGAGCUGAUGACCCGAGCCUUGAACCUGGAGUCCCAGCGCUGGGCCCAAGAUGUGGCCCCCCAGAGGCUGGAUGGCCACUGCCACAGCGAGCUGGCCAUAGAUAUCAUGCAGAUCAUCUCCCAAGGUCAGACCAAGGCCGGGUCCAUCACCCCCGCCCUGGCCACGCAGAUAUCCCACAUGCUGCUGGGGGAGCUGCUUGAGCUCCUGAGGAGCUACCAGUGUGCCUUUGAUGAGUUUCUGGAGCGAGGCAGACAGCUGAGACACUACAGGGCCAAUGUCAUGGCCAACAUCAACAACUGCCUGUCUUUCCGGACGUCCAUGGAAUCCAUGGAGCAGAACCAGCAGAUACCACAGAAUCUCCUAGGCCACCUGCUGACCCCCCUAACUGAGCUCAAGGCUCGUGGCUUCCACACCCUGCUCCAGAGCCUGUUCACGGACCUGAAGCCGCUCUUUAAGAGGUUCACGCAGACCCGCUGGGCGGCAGCUGCAGAGACCCUGGAUGAGAUCCUGGCCCUGGUGUCCCAGAGGCUGCCCGAGUUCUUGGAACUGCACGCCUGUUUCCGGGAGGAGCUCAUGGGGGCCGUGCACUUAAACCUGGUGAAGGAAUACAUCAUCCGCCUCAGCAAGCGGCGCCUGGUGCUCAAGACCGCAGAGCAGCAGCAGCAGCUGGCCAGACACAUCCUGGCCAACGCCAACGCCAUCCAGCACUUCUGCACGCACAAUGGGUCCCCCGCAACCUGGCUACACCCCGCCCUCCCCUCUCUCGCUGAGAUCAUCCGACUGCAGGACCCCAGCGCCAUCAAGAUCGAGGUGGCCACCUACGCCACCUGCUACCCUGACUUCAGCAAAGACCACCUGAGCGCCAUCCUGGCCAUCAAGGGGAACCUGUCCAGCAGCGAUGUCAGGAGCAUCCGGAACAUUCUAGACAUCAGCACAGGGGUGCAGGAGCCCUCCAGGUCCCUGUUUUCACUUAUAAAUGUUGGUUAGCGUUUGCUGCGGUCUGACCUGCUUGUGAGGGACAGCGAGCAUCGGGCACUGUCCCACCGGCUCCUCCGCUCUGCCCACCCCUUCUGCCAGCCAGGCACUGGACUAGAACCCCGGCGGCUGGAAGUGGACAGACUCCAGUCUGCUGAGGG